Cynara cardunculus var. scolymus (artichoke) is the source of this 675-nucleotide messenger RNA. RefSeq lists its product as uncharacterized. NCBI's taxonomy places the organism in Eukaryota, Viridiplantae, Streptophyta, Magnoliopsida, Asterales, Asteraceae. The record is from RefSeq and is a predicted model, not a curated record. The transcript is spliced from 2 exons. The coding region runs from base 68 to 523 and encodes 151 amino acids.
AAAAAAUCUCCGUUACUUAAUUUCCGCUGUUUUCACAGACGUAACGUUUCUUCAAACUGCAACAACAAUGGCGGACAAAGAAGUUUCGAUGGUUCGCAAACCCGAGGACGAAUCUAGUAGCCAUCGUAAUCCUUUGUUUUCGAUCAUCUCGAAGUUCACUCAGGUUUUUAACUUACGUUUUCCACCAUCACCACCACCACCACCGGCGAAGAAAGAUGUAGUGAAGGUGGAGAGGGUGAGCAAAGGAUCUGGAGAUGCGGUUUUGCACGGUAGUGAAGUGGCGGAGGAGUCGAAACUGGUGACUGUUAGGUUUCCGGAAGCUCGGACGACGACUGUUGCUCCGUUGAAGCUUGAACCGGAGGAGGUGGAGCAAGGUACCAAACCUGUUGUUCUUUGGCAGGUUUAUGCAAUUGGAGGAUUUUUCAUCUUGAAGUGGGUGUUGGGAAGAUGGAAAGAGCGUAGGGCAAAGAAGAAGUCAUCCGAUGAAGAUUCACCACCACCACCACCAGCAGCCAACGAGUAGUCAAUAAAUGUACUCUGUUUAGCCUGUAUAAAGUCUGAAUACAAAGAAUCCACAACUUGACACACUUUGCAAGCUAACUCUUUCUACUUCAGUAAAUGUAAUAUUAACUGACAUUACGUUAAAUAAGCUGACAUAAAACACAUUCUAUAUAC